This is a messenger RNA of Vicia villosa (hairy vetch), 507 nucleotides long. RefSeq lists its product as uncharacterized. NCBI's taxonomy places the organism in Eukaryota, Viridiplantae, Streptophyta, Magnoliopsida, Fabales, Fabaceae. The coding region runs from base 1 to 507 and encodes 168 amino acids. The record is from RefSeq and is a predicted model, not a curated record. The transcript has 2 exons.
AUGGAGGGUGUUGUGGUUCAGAAUGGAGCACAAGUGUUACCAGGAUCAUGGGCACAUAACCAAUUCGCAAGAUACGAAAACAAUCAAGGAAAUUGGAUGGAACAAAUGAGAGGUUCACUUAUGAUAGUAGCAACAGUUAUUGCAUCCUUAACUUUCCAAAUUGCAAUCAAUCCACCCGGUGGUGUUUGGCAAGAGAAUUCGAGUAUUCAACAAGGUUGUGCUCCAGGCCAAACAUGCAAAGCUGGUACUUCAGUUUUAGCUUUUGGUGAUAGUGACCAAAAGACUAGAUAUGAGCUUUUUUUACUUUUGUGUACUAUAUCUUUCUCGGCUUCUCAAGCGAUAAUUGUGUUGCUCAUAUGUGGAUUUCCUCUUCGGAAUAAGUUUGUUAUGUGGUUUCUUAUACUUAUUACGUGUCUCUCAGUGUUUUGUACGGCGGGUGCUUAUGUGAUUGCGAUUUGGAUGAUACUAAAUCCGCUUGAUGGAAUAUUUUAUAAGGUAAAUUUAUAG